This is a messenger RNA of Pyrus x bretschneideri (Chinese white pear), 1063 nucleotides long. Its product is annotated as serine acetyltransferase 5-like. The transcript has 2 exons. Bases 16 to 879 code for a protein of 287 amino acids. Gene Ontology annotation, cellular component: cytosol; cytoplasm. The record is from RefSeq and is a predicted model, not a curated record. Gene Ontology annotation, molecular function: L-serine O-acetyltransferase activity. NCBI's taxonomy places the organism in Eukaryota, Viridiplantae, Streptophyta, Magnoliopsida, Rosales, Rosaceae.
GCCAUCUCCGAUACGAUGCCAGCCGGCGAUCUCAGGUGCGCAGAGUGGUCCUCGGACGCCGAGUGGGAGGCCUGGGUGUGGACCCAGAUCAAAGCCGAGGCGCGGGGCGAUGCCGAGUCGGAGCCGGCUUUGGCCAGCUACCUCUACUCCACCAUACUCUCCCACUCGUCGCUGGAGCGGUCGCUGUCGUUUCACCUGGGGAACAAGCUCUGCUCCUCCACCCUCCUCUCCACGCUCCUCUACGACCUUUUCCUCAACACCUUCUCCUCCGACCCCUCCCUACUCGCCGCUGCCGUCGCGGAUCUUUGCGCGGCCCACGAGCGCGACCCCGCUUGCGUCUCGUUUUCCCACUGCCUGCUCAAUUAUAAAGGCUUCCUGGCCUGUCAGGCGCAUCGAGUGGCGCACAAGCUGUGGAUUCAGAACCGUAGGCCGCUGGCGCUUGCGCUGCACUCGAGGAUCGCGGACGUGUUCGCGGUGGACAUACACCCAGCGGCGAGGAUCGGAAAGGGGGUGCUGUUCGACCACGCGACAGGGGUGGUGGUGGGGGAGACGGCGGUGAUCGGGAACAACGUGUCAAUACUCCACCACGUGACGCUGGGUGGCACCGGGAAAGCCGGCGGAGACCGGCACCCGAAGAUCGGCGAUGGGGUUUUGAUCGGUGCGAGCGCGACGAUUUUGGGGAAUGUGAAGAUUGGGGAGGGCGCAAAGAUUGGGGCGGGGUCGGUUGUGCUGAUUGAUGUUCCUCCGAGGACCACGGCGGUGGGAAAUCCGGCGAGGUUGGUUGGCGGGAAGGAACGGCCGUCGAAGCACGAGGACGUACCUGGCCAGUCCAUGGAUCACACCUCGUUUAUGUCGGAGUGGUCCGACUAUAUUAUAUAGAAAUUUAAAAGUUAGUUUCUUGUUCGUUAUGUUAGUUAUAGGAUAAUAAAGAAUCCCACGAAUCUGCGGUGAUUGUCAUAACGCCAUAAAAACAAAAUUACGAGAUGUUUUGUUUGCUCGAUUAAUUCUACGUUUUAUUCAGGAUGUUAUUGAAACUCAAAUGAAGGAAGAGAUUUUCACUGCA